GCAGUUCCACUGCUACGUUUGCUGGGCAUAUAGAGACACUGCUGUGUGUCUGAGUGGGAGAUGGACUGAGUGAGGGCGCUCUUUCGACCAGUGCGCUGCCAAUAGUAUUGAAAUACCCACAAGCUAGCUAGGUUGAAAUAAUUGACGUUUUUAGGUCGCCGAAUCAACUAGAAAAACAUAACGUUAUUAAUCUUUCACAUCCCACUCCAAACACACUAACACGGCAUUGAUGGUAAUGUAUGCAAGGAAACAACCGAGACUCGGCGAUGGGUGCGACCGAAGAGAUUCUCAGCCCUAUCAGGCUCUCAAAUACUCGUCCAAGAGCCAUCCAGGAGGGGACCAUCGACAUGAAAAGAUGCGAGACUCCUCAGAUGUCACUCCUCCCUGCAAAAUGCUCAGGAGGUCUGACAGCCCUGAAAACAAACACAUCGACAGCACAGGGCACAGCAGAGCAAAGGCUGUCCAUACACACCGGGCCAGAGACAGGGAUGGAGGGACCAGUUUUUCUCCACAAGAAAAUUCUCACAACCACAGUUCCCUUCAUAGCUCCAACUCACAUUCUAACCCCAGCAAGACCUCAGACACGCCUUACGAACCUGGUGACGACUGGUCAGAGCACAUCAGCUCGUCUGGAAAAAAAUACUAUUACAACUGCAGGACAGAGGUGUCCCAGUGGGAGAAGCCCAAAGAAUGGCUGGAGAGAGAACAGAGGCAAAAAGAGGCCACAAAGACUGCGAUUGUCAACAGUUUUCCCAAAGACAGGGACUACAGAAGGGAGGCCAUGCAAGCAUCGGCGGCCCCUGGCUUUACUGGUUCUAAGUCAAACCAGGUAGACAAGCCUUCAGCAACACUUGCCUCCCAAUCAUCAUCUUCUGGCUCAGGGAGCUUGAACCCCUCAUCAGGGCCCCCUGGAUCAUCUGCCUCCACGGUGCCUGUGUCCCCAGUCCUGCAGUCCCCCACCCCCCCACUACUCCAGGACCCCACACUGCUUCGCCAGCUUCUCCCAGCACUUCAGACUGCCCUGCAGCUUAACAAUGCCAGCGUGGAUAUGGCAAAAAUCAAUGAAGUUCUCACAGCUGCUGUCACACAAGCUUCAUUACAGUCGAUGCUCCAUAAGAUUCUCACUGCUGGACCAUCAGCUUUCAAUAUCACUACUAUCCUCUCUCAAGCUGCUCAACUCUCCAACCAAGCUCAACAAUCAAACCAGUCACCCAUGUCGUUAACAUCGGACGCCUCAUCGCCCAGGUCUUAUGUUUCUCCAAGGAUUAGCACACCACAGACCAACGCUGGUCCCCUUAAACCUCUCCUCAGCACGCAGUCAGUCAUCUCACAGUCAAAAGUGGGCACGCAAGCAGGGAAGCAGGCAUCUCAUCCCCAGCCCAUCUCCCAACAGUCUCUCUUCAGCGAUAAGCAGCACAGUCAUGAUGCCACAACGGCCUCUCCGCGCACUCUGCAGCGCCAAGGCAGUCAGAGGAGUCCCUCUCCGGGUCCCAACCAUGUCUCCUCCAGCAGCAGCAACACCUCCAAUUCUGCCUCCGCUCCCCCCACCACCUCAGCAGCCCGACCCUCCUGCUCCUUCACCCCCACCCUCGCUGCCCACUUCAAUGAGAAUCUUAUCAAACAUGUGCAAGGUUGGCCUGCUGAACAUGCAGAGAAGCAGGCAUCAAGACUACGCGAAGAGGCUCACACCAUGGGGAGCAUCUGUAUGUCUGAGAACUGCACUGAGCUCAAAAACCUCCGGUCCUUGGUCAGAGUCUGUGAAAUCCAAGCAACAUUGCGUGAGCAGAGGAUACUGUUUCUGAGACAGCAAAUCAAAGAACUUGAAAAGUUGAAGAAUCAGAAUUCUUUCAUGGUCUGAGAAUUCUUUUUUGCGGUUAAAGCGGGGUUUGGGGAAAAAGGGGGAAAGAACCCAUUGCAAAUUGGAAGCGGAGGGACAGUUGUUAUUCCUUUUGAGCCCUCUUACACACACAAAAGCUGCUCGGUUUGGGCUUUGGGACCGCGGGCGGGAAAACCCAAAAGAGGAAAAAAAUGAAGAUUUUGGGGGGAAGGGUGGGACUCGGUUUUGUAAAAACCCAUGGUGGGAAAACUUGAUUUCUUGUAGUGUUUUUACUUUUUUGAAAAUUGUUUUGUGUUUGAAGCCAGGGAAAAGCCCAUGCCUUAAAAGUUUUUGACAUCCAAAAAAUCACGCCUAGGGGGCUCAUUCAUUAGCUAGCCUUUCUUUCAUGUUAACUUUUCUGCAGAAUUAAAGCUUCAUUUUGUUAAUU
Etheostoma spectabile (orangethroat darter) is the source of this 2264-nucleotide messenger RNA. RefSeq names its product WW domain containing adaptor with coiled-coil a (gene waca). Gene Ontology annotation, biological process: regulation of autophagy; positive regulation of TORC1 signaling. The record is from RefSeq and is a predicted model, not a curated record. Gene Ontology annotation, cellular component: nucleus. The transcript is spliced from 13 exons. Bases 230 to 1858 code for a protein of 542 amino acids. Lineage: Eukaryota; Metazoa; Chordata; Actinopteri; Perciformes; Percidae. Gene Ontology annotation, molecular function: RNA polymerase II complex binding; chromatin binding.